Trichobilharzia regenti is the source of this 1567-nucleotide messenger RNA. NCBI's taxonomy places the organism in Eukaryota, Metazoa, Platyhelminthes, Trematoda, Strigeidida, Schistosomatidae. The record is from the annotation of a GenBank genome assembly.
AAAGUACCUCCUUUCAACUUGAAUUUAGUGGAGUGUAAAUAAAAAUCUUCGACUCGAACUUCAUCCACAUAGAUAAAAUAGAUUUGGUGUUUACGGAGAAGACCAUUUUCGUGCACUUUGAUCAAAACAAUAUAUAAAAAGUCAAACAGAAUCAACUCACUCAAGUGUUUCGAUAACAGCAGUGAUAAGAUGAGGUCGUUAUCAGUUAGGCUAUUUAUAAAAGAAUAAGAUAUGAAGACAUUUGUAUAGUUUGAGCAUCACCUCAUCACCCAGUGAAGAAUGAUGAAUACAGUGUUGUGUAUCAUAUCCUUCAUGAGCAUCCUCACUGCUCAUAUACUCCCCGAGAAUGAGAUACAAUUCGAGCCCUUGUCGGAUGAAAUGAUUGCGUAUAUCAAUCAGCAUGUAAGUUCCACUUUCAAUGAAAUAUUUCCUGUCUGGUAUACUGCUUACCAUACUACUUAUGUGAUACACACAUUCACUCAUUCUCACUAUCGAAUAUCUACGAAUGUGAUGAUGAAUUGAUGAUGAAUGUGUUAGAUGCAGAAAUGUCUACUGACGAGCAGCGAGACACACCUCACCAAUCAAUACUGUUCCCUCAGCCUGAUGCUGGUUGGACAGCUAGCCGAAGUGAUCGAUUCAAAUCGCUAGAAGACGCACGAAUUCUACUCGGCGCGAUGCGUGAGGAUGAAGAGUUAAGAAAGAAGAGACGACCAACAGUUGACCAUCAAAAUGUGAGCUUGGAAAUACCAUCGAGCUUUGACUCACGAAAGAAGUGGCGUCAGUGUAAAAGUAUAUCGAAUAUUCGUGACCAAUCCCGAUGUGGUUCAUGUUGGGCAUUCGCUGCAGUUGAAGCAAUGAGUGAUCGUAUCUGCAUUGAGUCGAAAGGGAAGAAAUCUGUGGAAUUAAGUGCAGUCGAUCUACUCAGCUGUUGUACAGAAUGUGGUUUGGGCUGCCAAGGAGGAUUUCCUGGAGCAGCCUGGGAUUACUGGGUAGAAGACGGCAUUGUUACUGGCAGUUCGAAAGAGAAUCACACAGGCUGUCAACCAUAUCCAUUCCCUAAAUGCGAACAUCAUACUACGGGAAAGUAUCCAGAAUGUGGUGAAAAGAUUUACAAGACACCGAAAUGUCAUCAGAAGUGUCAGAAAGGGUACAAAACACCCUAUGGGAAGGACAAGUACUAUGGGAGAAUGUCUUACAACGUGCUUAAUAACGAGAAUGCAAUCAAGAAAGAAAUUAUGAUGCAUGGACCAGUGGAAGCAGCUUUCACAGUACACUCAGAUUUCCUUAAUUAUAAAUCUGGAAUCUACAAAUAUAUGACAGGAGCAGAAAUCGGUGGACAUGCUGUUAGAAUCAUAGGAUGGGGUGUAGAGAAGAAAACGCCCUAUUGGUUGAUUGCUAAUUCGUGGAAUGAAGAUUGGGGCGAGAAAGGAUACUUUAGAAUAUUACGUGGGAAAGAUGAAUGUGGAAUUGAGUCAGAGGUUACAGGUGGAUUACCUCAUCAUUGAUUUAUUUCAUUCCUGUUGAAUUGAGUACUUGUAACUACUCAUUCUAAAUAAAGUAUAUUUAC